This is a messenger RNA of Canis lupus familiaris (dog), 1383 nucleotides long. RefSeq names its product basic salivary proline-rich protein 2-like. The transcript is spliced from 5 exons. The record is from RefSeq and is a predicted model, not a curated record. Lineage: Eukaryota; Metazoa; Chordata; Mammalia; Carnivora; Canidae. Bases 1 to 1383 code for a protein of 460 amino acids.
AUGGCGGUUUCCUCCCCAGGGCGUGGGGCCUUCAGUUGUGGCCGGGGCAGCAGCUUAAUGGGCUUGGCCCACAGCAAGAGGGAAGCUGGGGGGGGGGCCCACCCUGCCUCCCUCGUCCUGAGCCGCCAGGACCCUGCCCCCUCUUCCUGGACAGACAGCGACCUGCUCACCAGCACAGCGCUGACUGGUUGGGGCCCCCAGGGGAAGCCAGAGCCCCUGGAAGCAAUGACAGAAAAUCAGCACCCCCAUGGUUUUGGGGAUCCUCGGGUCCUUAGCCUCAAGCCCCGCGGCGCCGCGAGGGCUGGCCCCGCCCCCUCGCUCCGGGAGGACACUCCAGCCAAUCAGAGGAGCGCAGCCCUGGCCACGCCCCUCCGUGCCCGGGACUCGGGGCGGGGCUUCUCUGUCCCUGGGACCCCUGAGCCGUCGGAUGUCAUCCCUGAACCCCCGCCACCCGGUCGGGGACCCGGCCCGAGGAGGAGGGCAGCGCUGAGGAAGCGGCGCCAAGCCGUGAGCCGCGCCCCUCGAUCCGGGCGCCGGAAGCCAGACUUCUACAUCGAAGGAGCCAAUCAACGAAACCAAGGAAUCUGCCCACGCUCCUUCACCGACUGCCGAAGCUGCAGCAUCCGCAGGGGCCACGGGGAGGCGACGUGCCCACGCCGGGAACCGGGCACAUCCCUCCAGGCGCCUGACUCCCCGACCCGACCCAAACCCAAACCCCAGGCCGUCCCUAUAUCCAUCUCACGGUUAGGACCACGGCCACGGGGGAGGACCCUUCCUGACACCUCCGGCUCAGAGCCGCGACCUGCCUGCAUCCAAGCCAAGAAGUCACGAGCAGCCGCCGCCUCCGAUCGGAGCCGCCGCCUGCCGGGGGUGACGGCGUCUGCGCGGGGCCCCCACCCGCCCCCGAGGGCGCUCGGGCAGAGCCAGGGCCCGGCCGCCCAGGCGCCCAGAAGGAAGGAGGGUGCGAAGGGGCGGGGACCGCGGCGGGGCCCGGGGCCUGAUGCCGUGUCUCCUCGGCUCGGCGGGGAGAGGCGGCUCCGUGCGCGUCUGCCCCGCGGCGCCCCCGCGGCCCCCACCCCGCGCCAGCCGCCGGCCGGCACCCGAGGGGCAGCGGGCGCACAGCUGGCGGGGAGGCAGGCGCCGGGGCCCGUCGGGGCGCAGCACCCGUCUCCGUCCGCUGGGGUCGCGGGGGCCCGGCGAGCGGGCAUCGUGCCCCGUUGGGCCGGCCUGAGCGCGCUCCAGCCCCCGGGGCGGCCCCCGCACUCCCGCCCGGGAAGACGCGCCCCACACGCCCGCCCGGAUCGCGACUCCCGACGCCUCCCGGCCCCGCCGUCGGCCCAGAGCGGGGCUCGCGUGGCGCCUCGGCCGCGGAGCCAGCGGUGA